GAUGCGGCAGGCUGUCCGGGCCGGCGUGUAGAGAGGGCGGGUCCCUCGGCCUCCCGAGCACGGCGGUGGAGGUGACGGAGGCUGCCGCCAUGGCGACCCCCGGCAGCCUGGGGUCCUCCGUCCUGGCGAGCAAGACCAAGACCAAGAAGAAGCAUUUCGUAGCUCAGAAAGUGAAGCUGUUUCGGGCCAGCGACCCGCUGCUCAGCGUGCUCAUGUGGGGGGUCAACCACUCGAUCAAUGAAUUGAGCCAUGUUCAAAUCCCUGUCAUGUUGAUGCCAGAUGACUUCAAGGCUUACUCAAAGAUAAAAGUGGACAAUCACCUUUUCAACAAAGAAAACAUGCCGAGCCACUUCAAGUUCAAGGAAUACUGCCCAAUGGUUUUCCGGAAUCUGCGGGAGAGAUUUGGAAUUGAUGACCAGGAUUUUCAGAAUUCCUUGACCAGAAGUGCACCCCUUCCCAAUGACUCCCAGGCACGCAGCGGGGCUCGGUUUCACUCAUCCUAUGACAAAAGAUACAUCAUCAAGACCAUUACCAGUGAGGACGUGGCUGAAAUGCACAACAUCCUGAAGAAGUACCACCAGUAUGUAGUAGAAUGCCAUGGGGUCACCCUUCUUCCCCAGUUCUUGGGAAUGUACCGCCUUAAUGUUGAUGGAGUUGAAAUAUAUGUGAUCGUUACAAGAAAUGUGUUCAGCCACCGCUUAUCUGUAUAUAGAAAAUAUGACUUAAAGGGCUCUACAGUGGCUAGAGAAGCUAGUGACAAAGAAAAGGCCAAAGAACUGCCAACUUUAAAGGAUAAUGAUUUCAUUAAUGAGGGCCAAAAGAUUUAUAUUGAUGACAACAACAAGAAAGUGUUCCUGGAAAAGCUGAAAAAGGAUGUCGAGUUCCUUGCCCAGUUGAAGCUCAUGGAUUACAGCCUCCUUGUAGGAAUUCACGAUGUGGAGAGGGCUGAGCAAGAGGAGGUGGAGUGUGAAGAGAAUGAUGGAGAGGAGGAAGGAGAGAGUGAUGGCACCCACCCCAUCGGGACCCCACCAGACAGUCCUGGAAAUACUCUAAACAGCUCACCACCUCUGGCUCCUGGGGAGUUUGAUCCAAGCAUUGAUGUUUAUGGAAUUAAAUGCCAUGAAAAUUCUCCUAGGAAGGAGGUGUACUUCAUGGCCAUUAUUGACAUCCUUACUCACUAUGAUGCAAAAAAGAAAGCUGCCCAUGCUGCAAAAACUGUUAAACAUGGCGCUGGAGCUGAAAUCUCAACCGUGAACCCUGAACAGUAUUCAAAGCGCUUUUUGGACUUUAUUGGCCACAUCUUGACAUAACCUCCCAUACAGCCUUGGAUGGACAUGAACAAGAGAAAGCCAACAGUGGCUUUGGUAUAGGAAAAGAAAAAAACAAACUCAAAUGAAAUGCUCAUCUUGCAGGAAGCAAACUUCCUUGUUUACAUCUUCAGACUGAGAUGACUGAUAUGGGGCUACUCGCUUUAACAGCUACAUGGUAUUUCCCAGCAUCUUUCCAGCUACUUCUGACUCUGUGUGUGUGUGUGUGUGUGUGUGUAUACACACCCAUGUGCAUUUUAAAAUAAUUAACUGAUUAACUACAACUCCUCAGCAGGAAUCAGAGUGUGUUUAACAACAAAACUCCUCUGAUUCCAGUUGUGGCCAGAUGGAUGGAUGGGUGGAUAGAUGGAUGAUGG
Jaculus jaculus (lesser Egyptian jerboa) is the source of this 1684-nucleotide messenger RNA. RefSeq names its product phosphatidylinositol-5-phosphate 4-kinase type 2 alpha (gene Pip4k2a). NCBI's taxonomy places the organism in Eukaryota, Metazoa, Chordata, Mammalia, Rodentia, Dipodidae. Gene Ontology annotation, molecular function: phosphatidylinositol kinase activity. Gene Ontology annotation, biological process: phosphatidylinositol metabolic process. The coding region runs from base 90 to 1310 and encodes 406 amino acids. The record is from RefSeq and is a predicted model, not a curated record. The transcript is spliced from 10 exons.